AUGAUCUGGCCUGGUCGACCCAAUCAUGAUAUUGAAGGAUGGGACCUUUUCUCGAAAAACCCUGUAUCUCGACAUAAGGGCAUUCUUUUCGAUCUUGUACCCAGCAAGAAAACGAAUGCGCGAACGCGGCUUUCGCGCAGCUCAAUCCCUUGCUUGUUCGCUUCGCAUAGGCUACACAAGCGGGAUGAUCUUCCUUUCAUUCUUAAAGGCCUCCAUCUUGCAUUUUCACGCGCUCAAUCGGAAUUGCUACUAUUUUCGAGUGUUGGAGCUCGGGAUUUCCUUAAGCGAGUUCAAGGAAGUGACGUGAAGGUAACCUUAGGUAAGGAGCUGACGAGAGAAACAGGAGGACACUCUAUCAAAGGCCUUGAUCCAGCUCUCGCUUCUGUAUCAACUACAGGCCUUCACUCUACUCUCUCGUUCAGAUCCUCCGUUCUAGGUCCAGGCAUACGCAAGGAUGGGAAGGAGACCACAACUCCAGAUCGAUGUCCCAGGGAUGCUAUUCUUACAAAUGCUUACUGCCCAACAACAUCUUUUCGAAGCAAACGGAGCUCACCGAUAUCAAGUUUUACUUCCGCCGAAUACGAAAGGAAAACAAGGAGUAAACAAGAGCUACAACAACUAGAGUGUCAAGGCCAGGAGGAGGCAAGGGAAGUUUCUUUUGGGAAGCAAGCCCCUCAACUUAUCCGCUUAUCGGAAAGAGCAGGGACCUACUACCUACAGGAAGAGACAGGACAGCAAACUUCUGGGCACCUUUUUGUAACUCAUAUCUAUUCUUUGCUCGUUAAGUCUGCGAAGCGAGCCUUCACUGGGGAGAUAGCGACCUCUUCAACUCCACUACUACUACCUGUACUCAAUCAAGUACAAGUAACAAAAAAAAAACAAUUAAUACAAGAAGCGACCUAG
Vicia faba (fava bean) is the source of this 903-nucleotide messenger RNA. The record is from the annotation of a GenBank genome assembly. Lineage: Eukaryota; Viridiplantae; Streptophyta; Magnoliopsida; Fabales; Fabaceae.